Messenger RNA from Brenthis ino (lesser marbled fritillary), 1482 nucleotides. The record is from the annotation of a GenBank genome assembly. Lineage: Eukaryota; Metazoa; Arthropoda; Insecta; Lepidoptera; Nymphalidae.
AUGCGACCGAUGUUAAGCAGCAAGCAAGCAGCUCAGCAAGUUUACCACCCCCUAGGCGUAAGCCAUUCCUCCGUCCGAAGCCGAAGUUCGCAAGCCGCGAAUUUUCCCAACCCGCAAAACAAUCAACAUCUAACACUACCUUACCUUACCAAUGAUCCGUUGUGGUUGGAUUCAUUUGUGCUUGAUGGAGAGAAGGGUCUCGCACACGAAGAGGCAGUAAAAGACUGCAAAGCAGAUGCGACAGGAUUUGUUGAACUGGUCGAACAAGAAUAUGCCGCAAUAUCGAAUUGUGAUAGGCACUUUAGUAAAUCCGUACCACUUUCAGCGUUCGCGUACUACAACCACUUGAUAUGGUGGUAUAAGAUCGCGCUUCUGGCGCAGAAACGCGGCAACGCUUCACACGACCAACGCUUAGUCGCGUUUAUUGAAGGGUACGAUACAGUAGUCGGGGCAGGUGCCGCCACCUACCUUUCGGGGUUAGGAGACUUUACCGACGGUACCGGCGUUAGGCACUACGUCACUGCGAGUGAGCCCAACCAAGAUGGCCACUUUGGCGCCAUUGGCGCCGAGAACCAUGGAGCGUAUGAGAAGAAGAUUGCUCCAAUGGUCUCGUUCCAUACCAUUUUAGCAGGCGUAGUUGCAACCAGACGACGUCGCGAGCGUCUGGAAUGGUUUCCAGAGGAAAUAGAGGUUAUGAUCGAUCAGCAACGACAGCCUCCCCCGCCCCCCGAGCCCGCUAGAAGAGCGGGCAGAGCGCGAGCUCCACGCCCUCGCCGUAGAGGCGACAUCGACCCUUUGGGUCAGAUAGAAGGCGUUAUGGAGCAGGCAGACGCCCACUACGAUGAGGACGAAGCAGGAGGAGAAGAGGAAGAGCCUCCAGCUUGGUUGGCUACUCAGAAUCUCCUAGGAUGGCGCCCAGGCCGUCCACUAUCUAAGUACCAAAGCCAGGAGAUUUUGCCCAUGAUACCAGAUACAGACGAUGUUCAGUAUCAAAUUAGAAGAUACUCCUUGAACCGGAACGUGUUCGAGUUCGUUUAUCGCAGACUCGGAGAGUGCGCUCGUUAUAAGAUAAUCUCAGUUCCAAAAGGCACGACUGGAAGCGUCGCCCAACAACUAGCGUGGAAGCCUUCGAACCCAAUAGUCAGUCGCGAAGCCAGAUUCGUCUCUGGAGAAGGCAAAAUAGUUUCCCGAACCAUGGUACCUACCCACCUCGUCACAGCGGCCCGUGUGCUGUGUUACCGCACCAUAAAAGCUGAGUUCGGAGAUGAGGAUGAAGGAGACGAACCAGAUGUUAAUCCCUGGUCGUGCUUGUGGUUCAAUAGGUAUAGAGAAGUUCCCCAACAAGGGACUGCCAACCGCAACAACACCCUUGUCGAUGGGAUGCGCGGCCUCUAUGAACAUAUGCCAUUUGCGUCAUCAAUAGAGAAUCGCCGCGACGCGCUCAUAGAGUUCUUGAACAAGUUCAAGACUCCAGUUCAGCGG